AGAGAAGCCGCGCCCCCGCCCCGCCGGCCGGGCUCACACGUGCUCCGCAGACUCCGGCCGGGAACAAAGGAGGGAGGACCCGCGUCUCCGCGGGAGAGCGGAGGGGCAGGCGCUCCGCUGGCGGAUGGCGGCGGCUCCGUGCAGCCCGGAGAGCGGCGCGCCGGGGGAGCGGCCCCGCGUCUACUUCCAGAGCCCCCCGGCGGCGGCGGGAGAGGCGGGCGCCGAGGACGAGGAGGGCCCCGUGCGGCGCCAGGGGCGGGUGACGGUGAAAUACGACCGCAAGGAGCUCCGGAAGCGGCUGCACUUGGAGGAAUGGAUCCUGGAGCAGCUGACGGUCCUCUACGACUGCCAGGAGCAAAGAAAUCCCGAAUUAGAAAUAGACGUGGACGAGCUAUUGGACAUGGACGGCGACGAGUCGCGGAGCGCCAGGGUGAAGGAACUUCUGGUUGACUGCUACAAGCCCACGGAGGUUUUCAUAGCUGACUUGCUAGACAAGAUCCGAGGGAUGCAGAAACUAAGCACCCCGCAAAAGAAGUGAGCCGCGGACUGUGACCUGCCGCCCUUUGUGGCCCCAGCGAUUUGGGGCAGCGUGUCGCUGAAAUGUUGGCAAUGCUGGGUUUCCGGGAAGGGGGGGCGCUUUCACAGGGGAGAAUCAGUUAGUUACCCCUCCCCAAAAGCAACAAAAAGAGGAAGAUUCUCCCUCUGGGGAUGCUUUGAUAAUCAAAACGAUUUGGUCACCUUUUAGCAAUAUCUCUCUGCCCCCCCCCAACGUGUCCCGGCUCCACGCGAGUGUGUCUGUGUGUGCAAAGGGGAGGGGACGCAUUCGUUCUCAAGAGGGGGGACGGAAAGAGAGUAGGAUCUUCACGAAGAGAUUCAGACGGGGAGAGCAUCUGGAUUUGGGGGAGGGGUGUUUUGGUUUUUU
Candoia aspera is the source of this 922-nucleotide messenger RNA. RefSeq names its product protein phosphatase 1 regulatory inhibitor subunit 14B (gene PPP1R14B). Gene Ontology annotation, molecular function: protein serine/threonine phosphatase inhibitor activity. The record is from RefSeq and is a predicted model, not a curated record. Gene Ontology annotation, biological process: innate immune response; regulation of phosphorylation. Gene Ontology annotation, cellular component: cytoplasm. Bases 125 to 538 code for a protein of 137 amino acids. NCBI's taxonomy places the organism in Eukaryota, Metazoa, Chordata, Lepidosauria, Squamata, Candoiidae. The transcript has 5 exons.